AUGAACGCGGGCGUGGCGAGGAGGCAGGCCCUGGUGGCAGGGGGUGCUACGCGAGAGGAUCGCAGCGCCGCGGCGGUUGUCGCGGGGCAGGCUUCCUGGUCGGCGCACAGCGCAUACGUGCGCCGUGGGGCCCUGGCGCGGCUGCUUGCGCCUGCGCUUCGCCCUGCGGCGCUCGCUGCGGCCGCACAGACUGCAGCUGUCGCUGCGGAGUCUGCGGCAGCCGCCCAUCAGGGCGCGGCGGCGGCGGCGGCGCAGCAGGCUCGAGAGCGCCUGGCAUCU
This is a messenger RNA of Monoraphidium neglectum, 279 nucleotides long. RefSeq lists its product as hypothetical. The record is from RefSeq and is a predicted model, not a curated record. The annotation marks the transcript as partial. The transcript has a single exon. NCBI's taxonomy places the organism in Eukaryota, Viridiplantae, Chlorophyta, Chlorophyceae, Sphaeropleales, Selenastraceae.